Manihot esculenta (cassava) is the source of this 1310-nucleotide messenger RNA. RefSeq lists its product as uncharacterized. NCBI's taxonomy places the organism in Eukaryota, Viridiplantae, Streptophyta, Magnoliopsida, Malpighiales, Euphorbiaceae. The transcript is spliced from 6 exons. The coding region runs from base 140 to 1078 and encodes 312 amino acids. The record is from RefSeq and is a predicted model, not a curated record.
GAAAGCCUUGGAGAGAUUACUCAGCCCAUGGGAACAAACGGCGCCUAAAACUUCCUUUAACAGAAAAGCAUUUCUUCUCUAUCUCUAGCUCCGUCUCUGUCUCUCUUCUUCGAAUUGUGUGUAAAACCCAGAAUUAGCAAUGGCGGAUAAGCCAAGCAGAGCGCUGGUGUUGUACGGCGAUGGAUUGGCUCAAUUCAUCGAUCCAUCCCAUACCCACAUCCACUCCCUCGCAUCCAAAGCUGCCUGCGGUUUCUUGAGCCUCCCCAAUGCCCCUCCCUCAGAAAGCGAGGAUGAGAGGAUAAUUAGGGAGUUUGCAAAUCUGCUGGAUGCAUGUGAAGCUUAUCGAGACAUGAGUGUUGAGAAGAGUGCAUUGCUGCCAACCAUUUCUCAGAGGUUCAUGGGAAUGAAGGCUGCCAUUAUCACAAAUAGUCCAUGCCUGAAAUCUUUUGGCAGCAAGCUUGGCUUUACAGUGUUCCAAUUCAGUGAUUUAAGUGGAAAUGAUGGUUCACUUUCUGGAAAAUCAGUUGAUUUUGUAACCUCUGAGUUACUAAAGUUGCUUGGAUUUCAAGAAGGGCAGACAAUAGAAACAAGCCAAUUUGAUUUUGUACUUGUGCACAUAGGGGCUGGUGAAAGAACGAAUGGUGAGAGAGGCAGUGAUAUUAUAAGCGAUGCAGAAUAUGUAAAUGCUCUGGUUGGUGGUGUCAUGAACACAGCACAACCUGGUUCAGAAAUUGGUUCCCGCCUGCACUUGUCUCUUGUGAUGAGCUAUGGGGAUAUCAGAGAGAUCAGUGCCAAUUUAUCAGUUCUGGCUUCUGAAGAUGAAAUUAUCUCUGAAUUUUCCAUGCUCAUCCCGCGACAAAGUUACACAAUGAAAGGAGAAAAACCACGGAAUGAUGUUAGGCACCACUGUCCCAUGUUAAUUGCUCAGUGGCAGCAUGCUGUGACUCGCAAGGACAUGGCAAAGACAUUUUCUUUUAAAGAUUUUAAGGAGAAUGGUGGAAAUGGCGUAAUCCCAGCUGACAGAUUUAUGCAUGAGGUUGCAUUUAAGCUUUGGAAGGCCCCAAAAUAUGGAGCAUAAUCACUGUUUCUUUGCUUUUAGAAAAGAAACGGCACUGUUUCUUUGAAGUUCAAUAAUCUGUAUGAACAUUAGAAGGCUGAGCCAUGAAAAGGGAUUACUAACAAGUGGCACUCUUUUUGAGAUGGUACGAAAAUUUGAUUUUCUCGUGUGGCGUUUUAGAACUUUCUCAUCUAUUGAAGUUAUUAACAAUCUAUUUGACCAAGAAGUUGAUAAUACUUUCUUUGUUUCUUUC